Pseudoliparis swirei is the source of this 4999-nucleotide messenger RNA. RefSeq names its product progestin and adipoQ receptor family member 9 (gene paqr9). The coding region runs from base 506 to 1648 and encodes 380 amino acids. The transcript has a single exon. Gene Ontology annotation, molecular function: signaling receptor activity. The record is from RefSeq and is a predicted model, not a curated record. Gene Ontology annotation, cellular component: membrane. Lineage: Eukaryota; Metazoa; Chordata; Actinopteri; Perciformes; Liparidae.
AAGAGGAGCCCGCUGCAGCCCGACACGGUGACCUACUUACCACCGAGUUCUGCUACGGUGCGGACUCAUUGGACUCCCGUUCAACCUUCACCGGUAAUAAGUGACCUUCACGUGUUCGCUGCUAUAGGACAUGUGAAUGUGCUUUUGACCAAACUAACAGACCAUGCUCUAUGCAAAAAAAAGGGAACUAAAUAAAAAUGCAUGCUGGGUCUUCUGCAACGCGAGGGGCUUAAGAGGAAACCAAAAGGAGAAAUGAACCAAGCUGUAAACCAGCUCUGCUUCUUGGAUUAGUCGACGGCUCUCGGGGCCCACAGAGGAGCCGGGGUCAAAGGUCUUGAAGCCGGAGGAGUCUGCCGAUGCCUUAUAAUAAUAAUAAUAAUAAUAAUAAUCAAUUAUCUACUCAUUAGAGAGACUUUGUGGUGAUCGCUUACUGUGUCGCGAUAAAGUCGUCAGCCAAGCUAUAAACACUAAACGUAGCUUCAAAUCGGCCGUCUGCGUACUCAGCAUGAUGCUUCUGAGCUGCGGCCAGCCGUUGCCUCUUCUGAGGCAUACGGAUGUGCCGUCGCGGGUCAUAGAGAACUUCAUCUUGACCGGCUAUCGCUUCCCAAAUUACAGCCUGAGGGAUUGCCUCCUAUCGGCGUUCAGGCCGACCAAUGAAACGGGCAACUUCUGGACGCACUUCCUCCCAUUUUUUAUUUUUUUAUACUAUUUCGUGGAGGUGUUCGGUUGGGAAGGUGCGCCGCAUGGCGACGCCCAGUUCUUCUAUCCGCUGUGGAACUACUUCAUCGGGGUGUUCUGUCUGCUGAUGGCCAGCAGCAUGGCCCACCUGCUCAACUCCAUGUCUCUGGUGGUCAGGGAAGUGUGCUUCUUUGUGGAUUACGGCACCAUCAGUUCCUACACCGUUGGCUCGUCGUUGGCGUACUACUACUACAUCCACCCUCGGGCGGGGAUCGUGGAGACGGGAGGCCGAAACGGCUCCCAUAUGGACUUGAAACCUGAACAUGCAGAAUCUCUCACAUCAUCCGAUGCAAUCCUCGAUUUCUCUGUGUUCUUUGAAACCUUCUACGUCCCGUCCGCAUGCGUUGUCGCAAUCAUUUGCGUCUUAUCUUGCUGCAACACUCGCCAGCGGUGGAGGCGACAUCGUUACCUCAUCCGGACCUUUGUUUUCCUUCUCCCGUUCCUCGUCUCCUCCACGCCGAUCUUCUACCGCCUCCUCACCACCUCCUCCUUCGCAGCGUCCACCUCCAUGUCCAGCUUCUUCUAUCGUCACUGCCUCUGGCUGCUGAUGUCGGCCGUCUUCAACAUCAGCAAGUUCCCCGAGCGGCUCGCCCCGGGCCGCUUCGACAUCUGGGGGCACAGCCACCAGUGGUUCCACUGUUGCACGUUUUUAUCCAUCCUCGACGAACUCCACAUGAUCAAGACGGAGGUGAGGGCCAUCCUGCUCAGCCCGACCCUGCUACUGCCCCCUGCCAUACUCUCCCGCCUACCGGGACCUACCAUAGCGUCCACCUACGGUGUGAUGUUCCUCCUCCAGACCACCAUCAUUUCUAUCAUCGUGUGGUUCUCCUGGCAUGCCAAUAGCAUCCACGGACCCGAGAGAGACCAGCUGGCCAAGGAUCAUCCCAAGAAACCUCUGAAAUGCCACUGAUCAUAAAUACAUCUUUUUUUAAUUCUUAUUAUUUUUUAAUCCCAACUAUUAAGGAAGACUUGCACACGCAUACAAAGCCAAGCCACAAAGAGAAGCGCACAAGUAAAACAAUAUUUCCCUUUUAAUUUCAAGUCCUUUUAUAUAUUCCAAUACCUUCAAAAUAUUUUUUUUUCAAGCUUUUAUGAGUGGAAAUCUGGGAUGGACGAUGAGAGAUGAAAGGAUUAUAUUCCGAGCUCACCGCAGGGUGGCUGUCUGGUUGAGUGGAUAUUGGAAGACCUUGCCAGUUCUGUCCCCUGAGCUCACCCAGCAUGAUCCGACAGAAUGUCUGAGCCCUGGUGAUAAUAACUUCCUCUAGGGGCUGUAACCUUGAGGACACUGGAAAGGUGGAAGAACUGUUCCAUAUCACAUUUGGGUUAUGUGGCGCAAAUGUAAGCGUGAGCCUUUACAGAAGUUGCUGAUGUGUCGUCUGUUCUGAAGAAGUUCCUCCUGUUCCACUUCCUCCGAUCUUAACCGUACUCUUUUGAAAAGGACCCUUUCUUUCACAUUGAAUGAAUCCUUUUCUGGCCUUCUCUUCCUCUUGAUCCUCGCACACAGUCUCAUUUCCUCUUUUGAAGUGACCCUUGCAGCAGGAAGUGGGGUGGCCCUGACAACGCAACAGAAAUAGCUGAGCUCAUGUCAGCCAUACAGGGGGCGGUCAUUGAGAAGCCGUGGUCUCUUCUCGACCUUUAAGGACGCCUCUCAUGACUGAAGCGUUCAAAAAUGAUGUGUUCUGUUUGGGCUAUUUCAAAUACAUCUGCUUUAUAUAUGGCUUCCAUUACAAUGAUGACUAGUUCCUCAUUGAUUAUGUUCACACGGCUUAAGUGCUCUUGCUCAGAUUAAGUGUCAUGUUUUCUAAUCCGAUUGAAAAGCAUACUGGACCUGAUGCAUCAUAUGAGCAGCCGCUCCAGUUAAAGGCCUGCGUUGUGGUGGAUGGUGGUGAUGAUGAAACGAGGACAAUGAAGGCAGAAGUUUUGCUUUGUGUUGCAGCCUCUCUGAGCUCAACACAUACUUUUGAAAAGUGGAAAGUUGAAAUACUGGCAAUAUUAUACUGUUGUACUAGAGUACAUCAUCAGGAACUUCCUGGAUAGAUUUGCACUUUCAAUUCAAAUCAGUUUAUUUUGUAUUAUCACAAUUAUAUAUUUAUAUUAUUACCAUUAUCACAAAAUACAAAUUUGCCUCAGAGUGCUAACAAUCUGUACGCAGAGACAUCCCUGUCCCAGGACCUCACAUCGGAUCAGGAAAAACUCCCAAGAAAUAGAAACAACCCUUUCACAGGGGAGAAAAGUGAAGAAACCUUGAGGAGAGCAACAGAGGAGGAUCCCUCUCCAGGAUGGACAGAACAAUAGAUGCUAUGUGACCAGAAGGAAUCAUUACAGAGUAACAACACAUUCAAUGAAUAUGACAGUGUAUGAAUAGUUGGUAUUAGGCAUGGACCAUGAUCCACUUGACAGAAUAGAUUAGAGCAAUGGUUCACCUGGCAGUUUGCACCUUUUAUGUAUUAUCAACCUGUUCAAGGCAUCUGUUAUAUGUACCUGGCAAUCUUUACCAGAAGGUCAUUUAUUAGCACUUAACGCUGUUAUGAAGGAACUUACAUAAUCCUCAGCGGCUCUUGUUCAGGGCUCAAGAAGUUCCCCCCAAAAUAUAUAUUUUUUAAUCGGACGCUCACAAGAUAAAAAAUAUAUAUUCAUUUAAGAAUUUGGAGCUUCGCAGUUUUCCAACAAUCUGGAAAAAGAUUAAUAAUGUUAUUUCUUUAUAGCUCCAUACACAAAUAUAUAUAUGUGUUCUGGUGCUGUACAAAACAAGCAAAGAGAUGUGAUGUUGUUGGAUGGCGGAACAUAAACCAGAUGCAACUUUGGGAAUAGGUUUAAAGAACUCUGCCAGGCUGGAUUGUUUGUUCAUCCCAGUGGACAGGAAGGUGAUUGAGGAACCUGGAACUAUCUUCAUCAAACAACAUGAAAUGUUAUUCAGGACCUUCAGGGUUUCACAGACUAAGAUGAAUUGAUCGUUUGAGCUUGGGUUCAUGAGAGGCACAAACUGGGUUCACCGUGCAGAUCAGAAACUCUUUAAGAUGCGCUCUUUAGCCUUAUUGUGUGCAGGUUCUUCAGGCUGUAGGAUCACAUCCUGCCUGCAUAAAUAUUAGCCUCCACCCCCUUGUUGAAAUACCCACGUCGACAUCUGUCCUCCCUUCUUGCUGUUCGUUAUAGAGUUCUGCUUCCUGACUGUUUUGUUGUCAUGUUUGGUUGUUUUAAAUUGAAUUUAUUAAGAAACUCUCUGUGACUGUGCCAAUUGUCUGUGUCCAUGUCUGUCAUGUGUUUCAAAGUGUCCAGAAGUGCAAACACUAAUGCUAAGUUAACGCUCAGUCAUGGCUCUUUGCAGAAGUCUUUCUAUCGUCCCAGCGUAAAGAAAAGUAACUCGACUGUCUCACACAUGUCCGUGUGAAUGAAAGGCAUCGCUGGCUGACUAUGUUUCUGCCGGGUCACAUUUACAUGUUCAAUCUUUUCGGUAUACAGCAUGUGGUGGGUUCAAGACCCAUCUGCUGAACACUUGGUGUACCGGAGCCUGAUGAGGGCUAUAGGAUUAUAAUAGAGAAUUAUAAAGCGUUAUUCCUUUUUGUUCUGAAACACACUGAAAACAAUGUGACAAUCAGCGCUUGGACAAAGAUGUGUUUUCCUGUGAUUGUGUCAUGUCCUCAGUGAUUGUGUUAAACUGUCUCUCAGAGGGAGUGGCAUCCUAAUCUGUUAGUUCUUACUCCCACGUUGAACUCUUGUUGGUCCCUGUCGAAUUUCAGAAAUGUUACGAAUACCAAUGUAUUAGUUCUAUUUUUAUCUGCACAUUAACUUGUGUUUCGAUUGCAUUCGCUUGUUUAGAGAUGAAAGCUGAUUUAUUUAUUAUGCAUGAUGCCGGAAUGGGUAUGUGAGGACCAGAUUGUGGAGUGGUUGUGAUAAUCUUGCUUUUGUGGUGCACUUUAAAGCUUCUUCUAAGCUCCUCAAAAUGCAGUACUGUAUUAUUCAGAACAUUUCAAUAGUCCAAUUCAUUGGGAAACAUUGGAUGCAUCCAAUGUUGAAGCCAUGUUUCUAUACCUCAAUGGAGCAUGUGUGGCACUGUGUCCCAUUGAAAUGGAACCCCGUCUAGACGAAUCUAUCGACGUUAAAGUUCAGGAUGUGAAUGUCAGACUUACUGCUGUAUCUCACUCAGGAGGGACUGGGGAAUGACACCCGUUAUUUUAAUAAUACACAACUGGAAGAUGUCUGUUAAUUUAAAUACCACUAAUAUGGAUGAUUGAGUUUAUUAAAUAAAUUAUGCAGAAAAUUA